AUGUCCCUGCCCUCUGCCACUGUUGCGUGGGCGCGACCGAUGCAGUCACCCGCCUACAACACCGUCACCCCUCGAACCACACUCCAGCCUGCCGCUCCACCCGUGUCUUCUGCCAUGGCUCCUGAGCAGCCCAAGAAGAAAGUCGAGUGGCCGCCUGCCGUACGCGAGUACGUCCGACGUGCUUUCGACCCCGCCAACGCGAUUCCGGGCAUCUCGCAAGCAGAUAUGCAGGCGAGACUCAAGGAGACCAUCGGCUACUUCGCUGAGCGCAACUCACAUGACAACGUACAUUGGCCUACCUUUCCCCUGCCUCAGGAGCUUCUCCUCGAGGAACGGAGGGCAGCCGCGCUCAACGCAUCUGCCAAUGGCUUCACGAACGGCAUGCAACCUACAUACGUAAAUGGCAUUGUCGACCACACUAACCAGAACACACUCCUUUCCAAAAAGCGCAAUGCUCACGACGCUGAAGAAAUACCAGCCGAACAAGCGCAAGCCAGCGUCCCACCGUGGCGCAAAACUAACCUAGCAUCUCGAAUGACCUAUGCCGAUGGACACAGCGAAAAGCGCCAAAAGAAGAACGCAUUUACGGACGCCGCAAGUAAGUUAGACCAGACCGAGCUUGACAAGCGACGACAGCGCUUUCAGCUCGGCAACAACGGUCCGAAAUCGACAUCACCCUGGGGCUCAUCGCGCAAAGACGAAGAUGAGAUGCCUACCGGACCUGUAGUUGGAACCAACGAGAACCUUGAGAAAAGCUAUUUCCGUUUGACUGCACCACCGAAAGCUGAAACCGUGCGCCCCCUGCAUGUGCUCAAGAAGACGUUGGCCAUGCUUGUGGAGAAAUGGAAAGCAGAAAAGAACUACAACUACAUUUGUAACCAGUUCAAGUCACUGCGCCAGGAUCUGACUGUUCAACAUAUCAAGAAUGCCUUUACAGUCAAGGUGUACGAGAUUCAUGCGCGGAUCUCAUUAGAAAAGGGGGAUUUGGGUGAGUAUAAUCAGUGCCAGACGCAGCUCAAGGCACUGUAUGCGCAGAAUCUGGGGGGCAACCCAGCUGAGUUCAAGGCGUACCGCAUUCUUUAUUUUGUGUAUACGUGCAAUAAGACCGACAUGAACGACAUGUUGGCAGAAUUAACCCUCGCAGACAAAACACACCCAUGGAUCAAGCAUGCACUUGACGUCCGAUCAUCACUUGCCCUUGGCAACUACCACAAGUUCUUCCGACUUUACCUCGAAGCCCAGAACAUGGGCGCUUACCUCAUGGACAUGUUUGUCGAGCGUGAGCGCCUCAAUGCUCUAGCUAACAUUUCUCGCGGAUACGUAAAUGUUUCUCUUCGUUUCCUGACUGAUGAGCUUGGUUUCGACAAUGAUGCAUCUUGCCGUGAAUUUCUCGAAACGCACGGUGCACAAAACACUAUUGAAGACAAGGGCGAUCGCCAGUAUCGGGUCAGGAUCCGCGAAGUCGCAUCGCAAAUCGAGAGUCUCCGUGCGGCGGCAUUCAGCAAAGUAGACAUCAAAGGACAAAUAUGA
Molecule: messenger RNA, 1530 nt
Organism: Bipolaris victoriae FI3
Lineage: Eukaryota; Fungi; Ascomycota; Dothideomycetes; Pleosporales; Pleosporaceae
Exons: 3
Coding region: 1-1530 (509 amino acids)
Cellular component (GO): nucleus
Source: RefSeq, a predicted model, not a curated record